Megalopta genalis is the source of this 7284-nucleotide messenger RNA. It is a transcript of the gene sno, whose product is annotated as Protein strawberry notch. Gene Ontology annotation, biological process: regulation of DNA-templated transcription. The record is from RefSeq and is a predicted model, not a curated record. Gene Ontology annotation, molecular function: histone binding; chromatin DNA binding. Lineage: Eukaryota; Metazoa; Arthropoda; Insecta; Hymenoptera; Halictidae. Gene Ontology annotation, cellular component: nucleus.
UAAACGGUAGCGGCCAUAGGCGCAGCGCGUGUGUUUUUGUAUUUGCAUCGCGGUGCACCGUGGGCCGGGCGAAAGCCAAGAUGGCGGCAGCCGUGUUCGGCAAACGCGUUUCAAGUGCAUGCUCGGUCCAGACCGCAUAAAUGGUUUGGCCCAAGCGCACACUCAGUUCUUACGCUGUGAUUUUCUAGCUCGCACAACCCACCAGCCCUGAGGUCGUCCUCGUGUGAUGUCCGCCCGACGAGACACAAGCCACGAAUAAUUUUCUGAAGGGAGGAAAAAAAAGUGACCAUCUCCCGUGUACUCUGUCACAUAGUCAGCAUCUUUGCUCGCGACGAAGAUAGUAUCAACACCUUCCUUGUUUGGCACAAGUGUCUAUUCAUCGUGAAGUUUUUAGAAUACGAACGAUCGAACAAAUAUCUCUCUUGUCAUGUCAAGUAAAAGAGACAAAGAUGCAAUGAAUGAAGAUAGCAGCAGUGACGAGGAUGAAGAUCCUGACAACAUGGGUGUACCUGGUGGUGGAAAGGAUCUUGCCACUGCCACUGGGAUUGCAAACAUCAAGGAUGAAAAACCUGCAGAUGCUCCAUCCAACAUAAUGAUUAAAGGACAAGGGGGUAUAAACAUGCUGAAUCAAAAAUUUGGUAACAAAAUUCCUGGGGGAUUGGUGACCAAAACAGCGUCACCAGGUUAUGAAAUGGUUCGUGUAGGUGGAUCACAGGGUGCUCCUCCAGAUUUUGUCAGUGCCAGUCAAUUAAGUCAAUUGGGACAAUUAGCCGCAGCUGGUCCAUAUGGUUUUCCACCUGGAUUAGCAACCCUUGCGGGUUUUAAUCCUGCAGCCUUUUUCCCACCGAGCAUGGAUAUGAGCUUAAUGAGUGGUUUUAUGGGUAUGCCUGGAAUGAACAUGGGUGUAAAUCCCCUAGUUCAACUAUUAAACCAAAACGGUUUACAUCCAAACUGGCCGGCUGGACUAUCAGGCAAGGCUAUGUCUCAAUUAUGGAUGAAUUCAGCAGAUCCUACUAAAAUGAAUAUACAACCAACUUUACCAGAAGAAGAAGAGGUUGACGACGAAGAUAUGGGCGUUGCUGAAACCUAUGCCGAUUACAUGCCUACUAAACUCAAGCUUGGGCGAAAGCAUCCAGAUCCCGUAGUAGAAACUGCAUCGUUGUCCAGUGUCGAACCAACAGAUGUUUGGUAUAAGGUCUCAAUUCCGGAAGACUCAAUAAGAACUGGUGCCUUGUCGGCUUUACAGCUCGAGUCUAUAACGUAUGCGUCUCAACAGCAUGAACACCUCUUACCAGACGGAACGCGUGCCGGAUUCUUGAUCGGAGAUGGUGCAGGAGUCGGUAAAGGACGAACUAUAGCGGGCAUAAUUUUCGAAAAUUAUUUAAAAGGUCGUAAACGCGCCAUUUGGGUUUCCGUUUCGAAUGAUCUGAAGUACGACGCUGAACGCGAUUUAAACGACAUAGGCGCAUCAAAGAUCGAGGUUCAUGCUUUAAACAAAUUUAAAUACGCAAAAAUUUCGUCAGCCGUGAAUGGUAACGUAAAGAAAGGAGUGAUAUUUAGCACGUAUUCUGCCUUAAUCGGGGAAUCAUCACAGAGCGGCGGUAAAUAUAAAAGUCGGUUGAAACAACUUCUGCAAUGGUGCGGGGAGGAUUUCGACGGUCUAAUUAUAUUUGACGAAUGUCAUCGUGCAAAGAAUUUGUGUCCAACGGGUAGUUCAAAACCUACCAAGACCGGUUUAACGGUUUUGGAGUUGCAGAACAAACUUCCCAAAGCUCGAGUGGUGUACGCCAGCGCCACAGGUGCUUCUGAGCCUCGAAACAUGGCCUAUAUGGUUCGUCUCGGUAUAUGGGGAGAGGGAACACCUUUUCCCGAGUUCAAUGAUUUCAUUACUGCUGUUGAGAAACGCGGAGUUGGUACAAUGGAAAUUGUAGCGAUGGAUAUGAAAUUGCGAGGCAUGUAUAUUGCACGGCAAUUGAGCUUUCAUGGUGUAGCUUUUAAAAUAGAAGAAGUACCGCUAUCCAAAGAAUUCACUGAAGUAUACGACCGUUCCGUUUAUUUGUGGGUUGAAGCAAUGCAAAGGUUUCAAGAAUCGGCAGAAUUAUUGGAUGCUGAGAAUCGUAUGAAAAAGACUAUGUGGGGUCAAUUUUGGUCAUCGCAUCAGCGUUUCUUCAAAUAUUUAUGUAUUGCCGCAAAAGUGAAGCACGCUGUCGCGGUCGCUCGAGAAGCUGUUAAGUGUGGUAAAUGCGUGGUAAUUGGUUUGCAAUCUACAGGCGAAGCUCGCACCUUGGAACAAUUAGAGCGAGACGAUGGUGAACUUAGUGAUUUUGUGUCUACUGCAAAGGGAGUUCUCCAGACAUUAGUUGAGAAACAUUUUCCUGCAUCGGACCGUAAUCACAUACACCGAGUUUUGGGCAUCGAGCCUUCUAAGAUGCAGAGGCUAGAUGAUCUCGAUGACAUGGAUGCAGGUGGUUCGGCCGGCGGUAGUAAGAGGAAACCGGUCAGACAAGCGGCCCAACGAGCUUCGAAGAGAGUUCGCACGUUCCCGUCCGAUGACGAUUUUACCGAUGAUGAAAGGAACGGUGGUCAUAGUUCUGGCUCGGAGUACAAGCAAAGCGGAAGUGAGAGCGAAGAUGACCAUAGAACCGAAGAGGAGAGUAAUAUUAGCUCCGAUUCUACCUUCAAUUAUACCGAAUCUGAUUCUGAUUCUGGUGACAGACGAAAAAAGAAAGGCGGCAAGAAGCAGAAGAAACCAGUCAAAAAACGACCAGGAUAUGGAGCAGGUGUUGGAGGAAAUGCUGCGGUUCGCAAUCGGGCACCAUCUAGAGACGCUGUGGAACGUGCUUACAGCAUGAAGAAAGAAUUAUUGUCGCAGAUUGAGGAUCUUGGAGAACGACUACCACCUAAUACGUUAGAUCAACUGAUCGAUGAAUUUGGCGGCCCUGAGAAUGUGGCUGAAAUGACUGGUAGGAAAGGGCGCGUUGUUCAAACGGAAGACGGUACUAUUCAGUAUGAAUCUAGAUCCGAGGUCGAUGUCCCUUUGGAAACACUGAAUUUAACUGAAAAGCAAAGGUUUAUGGACGGUGAGAAAACAGUUGCCAUUAUUUCGGAAGCGGCCAGUAGCGGUAUAUCAUUGCAGAGUGAUAGGCGAGCAAGGAACCAAAUGCGACGAGUACAUAUUACGCUCGAAUUACCAUGGAGCGCCGACAGAGCCAUACAGCAGUUUGGACGUACGCAUCGUUCGAAUCAGGUCAACGCACCCGAAUACAUAUUCCUCAUCUCGGACUUGGCAGGAGAAAGAAGAUUCGCAUCGAUUGUUGCGAAGCGACUUGAAAGCCUUGGCGCUCUCACACACGGAGAUCGGCGUGCUACGGAAACGAGAGAUCUCUCACAAUUUAAUAUCGACAACAAAUAUGGUCGUGCAGCUCUUGAAGCGACAAUGAGAACUAUUAUGAAGUAUGAACCACCGCUUGUACCACCGCCUCAAGAUUAUCAUGGCGACUUCUUCAAAGACGUAGCGGACGCGUUGGUGGGCGUCGGUUUGAUCUGCAACAGUGAAAGCUCGCCCGGUGUGCUCACAUUGGACAAGGAUUACAACAACAUGUCGAAGUUCUUGAAUCGUAUAUUGGGUAUGCCAGUCGAUUUGCAGAAUCGUUUGUUCAAGUAUUUCACCGAUACUUUAAACGCGAUCGUGACUCAAGCGAAGAAAACUGGACGAUUCGACAUGGGUAUCCUUGACUUGGGUACCGCAGGCGAGAACGUAAAACGAGUCAAACUGUUCCGUUUUGUAAGGAAACACGCGACAGGAAAAGCACCAACUGAGCUCCACGUGGUUCACGUGGAACGUGGUAUGAGCUGGGCCGAGGCUAUGGACAAAUGUUCAGAAUUGACAGGGUCUAAGGAAGGAUUUUAUUUAAGUCAUCAAAUUCGUAAUGGAAAGCAGACGGCCAUUCUCGCAGUCGCCGUGGAUACAGGCAAAAAGAAGUCCGAGAGCAAGAAAGACUACCUAUACAUGGUUUACAGACCCAAUACGGGACUGCAACUUCGACAAGAAACUCUAGGCGAAUUAGAGAAGAAAUACAAAAAAGUAUCUUCGGACGAAGCAGAGCCUCAUUGGUCACAACAGUAUGAUGCAUCGGUGGACACAUGUUCUCAUGCUUACUGGCGCGGCAAUUGUAAAAAUGCAACGCUUGGUAUGGACUGUGAGGUGGGGCUUCGAAGACGAUCCUACAAUGUUUUGUCGGGUUCGGUAUUGAGCGUUUGGAGUCGCGUGGAAAGCAUUUUGGCGACACGUUCUGGUCACAACACGAAAAUGCAAGUUGUGCGCUUACGAACUGACGAGGGUUUAAAGAUAGUUGGUACUCUAAUUCCAAAGUCAUGUAUGGAGAUAUUACGCCAAGAGUUAGCAUCUGAUUCGGACAACACCGAGGAACUUACAUUUUGAAUAAUAGGACCAAUGGAAGCGACUUUAUAAUGGACAAAUCCCUCUUCCUAAGCCUUGCGACAGAAUUUGUGAAGGAGAGGGUGCACUUGCAAACGCAUGGCGAAGAUCUUUGACGAGGUGUGAAGUAAUAUUCGAAACAGUGAAUCUAUAGUGUCGUAUUGUGCCGUUCGAUACGGCAAGUGUGGCAUAAAUAUUUCCAAUUCGCGAUCCUACGAACUCAUUGAGAUCCGAGCUUGUCUCUUCGCUAGAGCUCUGAAGUUGAUAUUUUAUAAGUUAUCGAAGUGUCGUUAAUCGCUUUCGUCGCAUCUCGGCGUCAAGCAAACGUCAUUGAGUAGUUAGGUGUUCUCUUUUUUCUCUUUCUCUUUCCUAUCCUUCUUAAUUUUAGAUCUAGAUCGAAUCCGUGUUCAGUUGACCAAGAAAACACGAACACAAAUUUUCUAUUAUUCACAAAUCUUUUCCUCGCUCCAGUCGAUACAGAAAUUAUACAGAGGUUAAACAGUAUAGGUACCACGUCCUCUGAACGUUCACGAUAUUUGUAAAGGAGCACGUUCGUCGUUCGUUCACCAACUAAAUAAAAUCUUAGAAUCUGUUAGGUUUUCAUUCCUUCGAGUUCGAUGAACAGAUUUCACAAUAUGACGUAGCUUUAUUUCGCGUCUGCUAUAAAGUAAAAUUAGUUUUCAUUAACGGUAUGGAAAAAGCGAGAUUUUUGUUAGUAUAGAAGAGGUGGGCGAGCAAUUUUAGUUAGAAAUUAAAGUCGUUAAUGAUGACCAUAUCCUGAUACCGAAAGCAACAUCAAGUGUGAGUCGAUUGUGAGAAUUUUUAGUCGUAACAGAGCAUACAGUUGUACUUCUGACUGAUGUAGAAAAGAAAAUUUAACUGUAGAGUCGUAAGGGAGUGUGUGGGGAGGGGGAGGGAGGGGAUAUGAUAAAAGUAGUAAUAUAGCAAAUGAUCAAUUCUCGCCGGAGAUUGUAGAUGUAUACGCAACAAUGUUCGACUUUUGUUUAAUCGUUGAAUCGAUCGGAUAGUUAAUUAUUCUAAUUGCUACUGCUACCAUUAAUCUUAUUACACUACUGCUAUCCCCAUUCGUACUAUUACUCUCCCAUUGCAAAACUAUUACUAUUUACGGGGUGUGGGAGACAAGGUAAUCACAAACAAGUCUUAUCGACAAAGUCAAAAGCGUUACAUUGAAGCUAAACGUUCAUUGUUUGCGAACCAAGUGCCAAUGUAGAUCGACUUAUUUAUUUUCGAAAUUUUCGUGCAUGUCGCUUUGAAUUCGAUGAGUUUGUUUCGAUAAAAACAGAUUGUAUCCUUGUCUCCUAGUAUUCUCCUUUUUAUUAAACUAGUGAGCAUUAAAGGAAAAAAAAAAUAAUUAGAUUUCAACGGUACAUACGACACACGCGCGAGCGUACACGUCUAUACACAUACACGACACAAUAUAUUUAUAUUCAGAAUCGUAAAAGUAGUCAUGCGAGCUCGCAUGUAUAUUGAGUAGAUGUCUGUUGUUUGUCGGUACGCCUGAACGAGUUUCGGUAGAGUGCUACAUUUGAGAUGGAUCUCGCAAUCUAUUGUCUACGACAAGGAAACUAUAAUAAUAGUAAUAAUAAUAUUAAUAAUAAUAGCGAUAAGCGAAAACAGGAGACGAUUCGGAUAUAGAAGGUAGAAACUAAUUGACGGUUCUACAUUUGGUAGAUUAUCAGUUUCAUAAAUAGAAUUCCAAAUCCUGUUCUAGAAAGGUGCGCGGACUCGGAAGCGUUUCCUUGACUUCGGAGUAAUCUGUGAAUAUAAUAUUCCUGUCUCAGCAACUCUCCUCGCCACAGAAAAUUAUUGUGUCGCGACACAUACGCUAAAAGAAAGCUUGUAUGUUUCUACGGUUACACUAUGUAUUGCUUUUAUGUACACAUGGACCAUAGACUUCGAAGUACGCUACCCACCACAACAGAAAAAGGACAAUGCAAAACAUACUAACGUAUGUUAUAAAUAGGAAUAUCCUAAUUAUGUUAUUUUUUUUGUUAAGUUCUUUUCACGAAAUUUGAUACGACGAAGAAUCACACGGCGCAUUAUUGUGCAUUCAAUGUAUCCUCGUAGUUUAAUUUGUAUAGUUUUAAUUUGGGAGGAGGAUACAGUUUUAAAUAAGUAAAAAAAUACAGGGUUUACGAAAAUCAGUAUUAAAAUUUAUACGAUACUCUCUGAUAGGAAUGGUUUUUCAUCAAAAUUAAGUCGGUUGUCUAAGAGAAAUGUAUGAUAAAAGGAUUUUGUAGAAUGCGUUUUAAACCUUACGAAGAACAAAUAAUCGAAACAUCGAUGAUUGAUUAGAUGCUUGCCUUGCGAACUGUAGCCUCCCCUUUAAACAGUGUACAAAACCGUAGAAUCUUGAACAAGAAAAGGAAACGCAAACAAAAAGUAACAAACAAAAUUUGAAAUGCUGAAAGUGAGAUUUGUGAUGAUGGCACGGAAGGUCUCAAAGUGUAAAUAAUAUAUAUUAAAAAAUAUAUAAAAGCAGUUUUAGGUGAGCAUAUGUACCUUAUAUUCGAUACUUUUACAAUUUCUGCUUCAGUUCCUAUCGCAAGACGAGAUGUAAUUUAUAAAUGUGGUAUCUAGUAUACGUGGAAACUGGCAUCGUACUUGCCGGAACGAUUACUUUCUUAACGCGCUAUGUUUUGUGAACUCAAAUGAGAGACUUGUAAACAUAUAUGCUAUACAUAGAUACAUAUAUAUAUCUAUAUAUAUAUCCGCGCGCGCGCGUGCGUGUGUAUAUAUACAUGUAUAAAUAUCUUCGUGUAUGUAAAACCAAUACUUCUUAGUAAAAAAGAAAAAAAAUGGAAAGAACUAUUUAUCCAACUUAA